AUGGUAAAUGAAGAAGAAGAGUUGGUGGUAACCCCAGGAGAAGGGGGAGCCGAUGCAGAAGUAUUGGGGGAUGCUGCAUCAGGGGCGAUAGGGUCAGUCCCAGCUGUCGGGAUGGUGGUAACCCCAGCUGAAGGGUCAGUGGUGGUUCCAGAAGCAGAGGUGGUGGUAUCCCCAGGAGAAGGGAUGACGUUACCUGCAGCACAGGAAGGAGCAGCGGCAGCAGGAGCAGGGGAUGCUGCAUCAGUGGGGGGGGCGUUAGUGGCAAUCCCAGCAGAAGGGUUGGUUCUAACCCCAACAGCACAAGGGGGAGCAGCUGCAGAAGGAGAGGGAGAUUUCGCAUCAGGGGAAAUGCCGCUGCUGCUGUGUGCACCACCAGGCGUUUUCAGUCAGGUGGAUGAUCAGGAGGCACCAGAUGCUCAGGUGAAAGGCCAGGAGGAAACAGCAGAGGCGUGCUUGGAUGAAGAGAGUGAUGCUGUUGGUAGACCCUGUCAGAUAGUGAACUGGGCUAAGCCGAGGCACAAGCGCGGGAGAAAACACAAAUACUCCUCCCUGGGAUUUGACCCGGAUCCGCAUGAUCGCAGCAACCUGGAAGCUUCCUCGCGCAACAUGCCAGUGAACGAGGAUCAAGGGGUGUUUGAGCGGUUGAGAGGGGUGAUGCCGCUGGUGUUCCGGGGGAGGAAGUGGGGGAAGGGGGAAGUGGAUGCGUUGCGGGAGGGGGUGGAGCAGCAGGUGGUGCAGGGGAUGAUUGAAGAGGCAGUGAGGGAACGACCAGAAAUCACUCUGGAUAGGUCCCUCCUACAGCGCACCAUAGCAGAGAUCAAAUCGCGCCAGCUCACACCAGAGGCCAUGCGUGCUGCCGUGGCGCGAGUUGAUUGGUCGACAGUCGCCGCUGCGUUUGUCAAUCCGGCCAAUAGGAGCCUCGGACGGGGCCUGCACCUGAGGCGCACGGCUCUCGAGUGCAAAUUGAGAUGGUUGAACGUGGACGAUCCGAGUAUAACGUGGGGCGAGUGGAGUGAGAGGGAGGAGGAGAUAUUAAAGGAGGUGGCUGAGAGUAGGGGACUGUGCGGGUGGGAAGGGAUUGCAGAAGAGGUCAACCAAAGAGUAAGAGAGGAGGAGGAAGGAGAGGAGGUGUUGUGGGAGGAAGGAGGAGAGACAUUCUUCAGUUCCCACAAUGCUAGUGGUUCUGCUCGGUUGAGGUUCUUCAGUUCCCACAAUGCUAGUGGUUCUGCUCGGUUGAGGUUCCUCAGUUCCCACAAUGCUAGUGGUUCUACUCGGUUGAGGUUUCUCAGUUCCCACAAUGCUAGUGGUCCUGCUCGGUUGAGGUUCCUCAGUUCCCGCAAUGCUAGUGGUUCUGCUCGGUUGAGGUUCCUCAGUUCCCACAAUGCUAGUGGUUCUGCUCGGUUGAGGUUCUUCAGUUCCCACAAUGCUAGUGGUUCUGCUCGGUUGAGGUUCUUCAGUUCCCACAAUGCUAGUGGUUCUGCUCGGUUGAGGUUCCUCAGUUCCCACAAUGCUAGUGGUUCUGCUCGGUUGAGGUUCCUCAGUUCCCACAAUGCUAGUGGUUCUGCUCGGUUGAGGUUCCUCAGUUCUCCUCACAAUGCUGAUCGAUAA
This is a messenger RNA of Closterium sp. Yama58-4, 1608 nucleotides long. The record is from the annotation of a GenBank genome assembly. NCBI's taxonomy places the organism in Eukaryota, Viridiplantae, Streptophyta, Zygnematophyceae, Desmidiales, Closteriaceae.